UCCAUUCCAUCUUUAAAAAUUCUCAACAAACUCUUCUGCCUCUACCUCUCACCAAUCCUCACCUUUAUUUCUCUCUUCCCAUUCUUCUCAUUUCAUUUCUCUGUCACCGCCUCUGUUUCUUCACCUUCCUCUGUUUCAAUCAUUCAAUGCUCAAACACAUUAUUAGAAUGUAUAUUUUCUUCAACCAUUCUCUCUGAAUUUCCCACCUCUGUUGCUGUAGCCAUUGCUUCAGGAGAAUCCAUCUGGUAGAGAAAAAAUGGAAAGUAAAUGGAGGAUCAACAUCACCAUGGUUCAUUCCUCAUCCGCUGCCAUUGCAUAUUCUGACUCUGUUUCAGCCACCACCUCUGCUUCUGUGGCCAUUGUUUGAGGAUCUGAGAUAGAAUCCAUUUUUGGGAAGAAAAAAUGGAAAGUAGGUGGAGAAAACUGUGGAUCAACAUGUGUGUUCAUGUUCCUAAGACAGUGAAUCAUUCUUCAUCCUCCAACGGCUCCGCCACCUCGUUUUCUGGUCAUGUUUUGACUUCCGGCGAUGGUUCCGGUUACCGGGCAACAACUCCGACAUCCUCUUCCUCGUCCUCGUCCUCUGGUCUCCGCCUCUCCAAAUCUAAAUCCUCCAAGCAGGGAACAUGUGCAAUAUGCUUGAAUUCAUUGAAAGCAGGAAAAGGGCAUGCCAUUUUUACUGCAGAAUGUUCUCACUCUUUCCAUUUCCAUUGCAUCACAUCUAAUGUAAAACAUGGGCAUCAGGUGUGUCCUGUAUGUAGAGCAAACUGGAAAGAGGUUCCUUUUCCACGCCCGGCUUCUAAUGUCCCACAAAAAGUUGGUGCAGGUCGGAUCAAUGCAUCACUUGACAAUUUUUCGGAACCAGCUAUCUUUGAUGAUGAUGAUGAGGUUUUGGACCAACAACCUUCAAUUGCUCACAACAUGAAUGAGGUUGAUUGCAAUAUAAUUAACUCAAUGGAGAUCAAAACUUACCCUGAAGUUUCAGCUAUUUCAAAGUCAGCCUCUUAUGAUAACUUUGCGGUGUUAGUUCAUCUCAAAGCUCCUUCUCAUUCCCAAAAACAACUAAAUAAUGGCAGGAACAAUACCGAAUCUUCAGAGCCAGUUCAUAAGUCACGUGCUCCAAUUGACCUCGUGACAGUUCUUGACGUAAGUGGGAGCAUGGCAGGUACAAAGAUUGCAUUACUAAAACGAGCUAUGGGAUUUGUCAUACAGAAUCUAAGUUCAUCAGACCGGCUUUCUGUUGUUGCCUUUUCCUCCACAGCCCGCCGCAUCUUCCCUCUACGGCAGAUGACUGAGACCGGACGGCAGCAGGCCUUACAAGCAGUUAAUUCAUUGGAUCCAGAUAGUGGAACAAAUAUUGCUGAAGGUUUGAAGAAAGGGGUUAAGGUGUUUGCUGAACGCAAGUGGAAGAAUCCAGUGGGGAGUAUCAUGUUGCUAUCUGAUGGGCAGGAUACAUACACAUUCAGCAGGCCCCGUGUUGAAGCUGAUUACCGGUCUCUUGUGCCAAGCUCCAUUCAUCGUAGUAAUUGUGAGGGUAUGCAUAUACCAGUUCAUGCUUUUGGAUUUGGUGCUGACCAUGAUGCUACUGCAAUGCAUUCAAUCUCUGAGAUUACUGGGGGCACGUUCUCUUUUAUUGAAACUGAGGAUAUGAUUCAGGAUGCAUUUGCACAGUGUCUUGGGGGACUUAUGAGCGUGGUAGUUCAGGAAUUACAGAUAGAAGUUCGGUGUUUUAACCCUUGUCUACAACUUAGUUCAGUGAAAGCAGGUAGUUACCAAACUAGAUUGAUUAACAAUGCAAGAAUGGCAUGUAUUAAGGUAGGAGACUUGUAUGCUGAAGAAGAAAGAGACUUUUUCAUAACAAUGAAUGUUCCUGCUGAUGAUUCUAGUGAUGAGAUGUCAUUGUUGAUUGUUAGAGGCUUGUACAGAGACCCUACCACAAAGGAAAUGGUGGGUUUGGAUGUAACUAGUGAAGUGAAAAUUCAGAGACCUGAUAUAGCUAGAGGAGUAGCUGUCUCCAUAGAAGUAGACAAGCAGCGAAAUAGGAAUUUAGCAACGGAGGCAAUGACUGAAGCUAGAGUUAAAGCUGAGCGCGGCGACUUUGUUGCUGCAGUUUCUACCUUGGAGAGUUGUCAAAGGGCACUGUCUGAAACUGUUUCGGCCCGAGCUGGUGAUAGCUUAUGUGUUUCUUUGUCUGCUGAACUGAAGGAGAUGCAAGAGAGGAUGGAAAACCGGCGAAUUUAUGAACAGUCUGGAAGAGCUUAUCUUCUAUCAGGAAUUAGCUCUCAUUCAUCUCAAAGAGCAACUACACGAGGUGAUUCCACAGACACCACCAGAUCAUACCAAACCGCUUCCCAGGUAGACAUGAUUACCCGUUCCCAAACCAUGCUUAUGAGGACCACACAACCUGGAAAUAGCCUCCCUCCUUCUAAAUCCUUCAAUGACCGGCUGGGAAGAAAGAAAUAAUCAUGAAACUGUGUUUAGAAAAUUAUUUACGUUUUAUUUUAGGCAGUUAAAGUUACUAAUUAUGCCAUUGUAAAACUAUGCAUUGAUUAGAUGAAGGAUGAAGAACAAAUUUGAUAUUAAGACAUCAUUAUUAGAGAUAAUGCAUUUUUUCCAGUUCAA
This is a messenger RNA of Lotus japonicus, 2619 nucleotides long. Its product is annotated as E3 ubiquitin-protein ligase WAV3-like. The transcript has 2 exons. The record is from RefSeq and is a predicted model, not a curated record. NCBI's taxonomy places the organism in Eukaryota, Viridiplantae, Streptophyta, Magnoliopsida, Fabales, Fabaceae. The coding region runs from base 403 to 2460 and encodes 685 amino acids.